AUGGCAUCUCUGCAACAGCUGCAAGGACUUUCGGGUCCUCAUUGCGUGCUGCUUGCUGUACACUAUGCGACUGAGUCGAAUAUCAAUGCCCUUCGCGUCGUGACAGCACUACGGGCGGCCGAACUACCGUUGGAACUUGUUCUCAGAAUCCUUUUGACAUAUCUCCCUGAAGAGACGGACCCCUCAUCCUACUAUGAAUACCUCAAUGAGCUUGGUACAGAGUCGCGGACGCCUGGCAACGACCCUCCUACGACUUUAGACGUCUCGGCAGUUGACCAAUUGUCCAAUUCACGAGCGAGAAAGAGAAGACGCACAUUGGAGCUUUUGACGGUGGCACAUCCUCUCUACAGUACAGAAACUGAGCUGGAUCUUCUUAGCCAUUUCCUCAUACACCGAGCACAUCGUAUCGACACCCAGACUGGCCUUCUUGAUCUUGUCCCACAACUCAUAGUGCCUUUCCUCGACCACUCCGAAUACAUACGAGCGUGGUUCAUCUCUACUGUCCUCCCGCUGCUUCGCCUGAGCUACGAAUACUACCCGCAGAAUACCACGUCCUCGCUUGACGACUUCGCCAGACUACACGGAAAUCGCGCAAUCGACUAUCAACUCGCCAACGCACGCAAUUCAAGCGCAGCAAAUAUACAGAAUGUGGCAAGAGACUUGAAGGGCGUGGUGGCUCCGUGGAUGUGCGGAGCCAAUGACCGCAAGAGACGGAAACUUACGGGUGAUGAGCGGAGAGCCUCUGUAUCACAGGAGCUAUCUCAUGAGCCAGAUGACUGGGAUUGCCUGUUUCAAUGGAUAUUACAUGCCUCGAAAGAACACCUCAGUCUGGUGACAGCUGCACUGAGCGAUUGGGAUGGGCCUGAGGACAUGGACCUUGGUGGUUAUGAAGAGGGACGAGACUACGUUGACGACGAGCAACAACGUCUGCUGGAGAUCAAAUACGCGCAAACAAUUCUUGCCUGCCUUUACCUUGUGGACAAGGAUGAUAACAACACAUUACAGACCGCGCACUCACUUCUGAAAAGGAUAUGCGAGCUCCUCAACUACGACCCUCCGCCAGACCUGACCAUCAGCCCUGAAAACCUACCGACCUAUGACCUCAAAUCUCCAUUCUUGCAAGACUGCACGACAUCUCUGCUCCGAGAGGAGCGCCUACUGGAUCUGGAAAACACCGUUACAAAACCGACCCGAGACUCUGUUCGCGUCCUCGAACUCGUUUUGUUUUCGUCAUGCGUCUUAUCGACUCUACAGCACCCGUUGUCGCUACGAGAAGUUGCCAAGAUGUCACUCCGAGAUGAUCAUCCAGAGCAGUUCUCGCUACUACAAAAGAUACUGCACACGGUCACAAGCGGAUCGAAAAAGGACAGUGAUCAGUGGACAAGUAUCAGGUCAAAGUUGCUUUGGCUAUGGAGUUGGGGCUCAGAGAAACGUGACGGCGAUCGCUUCGCUCAAGGUAUCUUGGGCAUGAUCGAGCGCAGGACAAUCGAGAUUGAGGUCUUGAAGUCCAUUAUCGAGAGUGGACACUACUCUCUUGCUGUCCAGCUUUAUGUGCGGCCUAAAUUUGGAGAGCAACCACUGCUAGCGUCUGAUGUUGAGCAAGUCGUGCUAUCGUCAGCAAUGCAUCAUUACGAUAAUUCCAGUAAUGGCAACCGUACAAGGGGUGGCGUAAAACGCGCAGCCGAUAUCGUCGCCGCCUUUACUCCGCACUUCUCGACAUCGUCGCGAUUUCAACGAAUGCACGCUUUGCUCGCUGCCACUCACGCAAUUUCGUAUUACUCUUUGAUCCUCCAGCACGGGGUCCCAUUUCAGCCUGUCAAUAUUAGAGUCAGUCCCAACCCCUUAUCGCUCAUAAGGAAGCUUUUGUUACAGAAUCUAGGGAGCUAUACAAAGCUGGACGAUCUCAUCUCCAUAGGUCAAAACCUGGUGGUUGCCAUGCCUGCCACGAUAAUAGAUGAAGAUCAAGACGCAAACCAGAUGAGUGCAGAAAUCAUGGAAAGAAAAAAGGCGACUGCAGCACGUCGCGUUACCGGGAUGGCAAUCGAGGCUGCUUUGGAGGAGGGCGACUUUGAAACGGCCUACUCCUAUGUUGUCAACCGACUUACACCGAUUGCACCGUCACCAAGCCCCUUUCCAUCCUCUCAAAAGUUCUCGUUCGGCUCAGUUGACUCUGAAGAGCCCGAGGAUGAUGCGGAAGAUGUAGCAUGGCGAGCUGCAUUACGAGCAGGGCGCUAUAGCUCGUCCAACACUAGCUCAUGGACACCAGCUGGGAACACAGCACGUCCCGAUCUUCGUAGAUUGGAGCAGCGUAUGGAGCUGCUAUCACAGGCCCUACUUCUAGCGCCACCAAGACAUCUCGAAGAAGUGCUCGGGGUCUGGCAGGAAUGCGAAGCUGAAAUGAUGGAGUUGCUUGCACAAGAAACAGAAGCAGAGGAGCGAUUCAACGAUGCAGCAGAUCGGAAACUACCCGGUGCCUUCAAUAUGGAAACGACCACUGUGCAGCCUCGUCGUGAAGUCGGUCGUGGCGCAGUUGAGGAAUCGCCCAUGGGACUGUUCGAUGUUGCUCGAGGAGCAGCAGCCGCAUUCUCCAAGACUGCGUUCCCCCUUCGAGGGAGUACACAACCAGCGACUGAGUCUCAGCCAAGACAGAGUGUUGGUGGAUCGAGUCGUGUCAGCCUGGAAUUGAGUGACUCGGGUAGCAUGGCAGGGCACGAUGACAGAGUGAGAAAGCGAGAUAUGGUCGCUAGUGCUGCCACAGGGGCUUUAGCCACUGGUAGCGGAGCUCUGGCUUCUGGUCUCGGCUGGGUGCUAGGUGCGCGCGAAGCCGGUCGCAGAGCGAGACCAGAACUAAGCUCGCAUCACAUGGUCAAAAGUCUGUAUGCUUUGAUCCAACUAUUAUUGCAGAUAUACACCUUUUCCACCACACCACACAACACACAGCAGCAGCAGCAGCAGCAGAAAUCAGACACUCAGAACAAUAUGGAGUCUGUUGGCGAAUACGUUUCGCCUUCAGAUACUAUGGGCAGCGCACUGACUGACGAGAAUGUAGCAGACAACAAAGCCAGCAUGAAGUGCAUCGAAUCCUAUCUACAACAACAUGUAGCGCAGCAACACAAGUUCGAUCAUGAGAUUGAGAGGGUCAAGAUUGCCAUGAACGUGUGCGAGUUCAUCUUACGUGCACCCAUUCGGGAGCUGGAAGCUAACAGCAAUCCGAACACCGCUGAUGGCACAUACGAAAAACUUGUUUCAUGCAAGAACACCAUGACCAUUGCGCAAGAAACCAUGCAAGAGGAUGCUGGAAAACUGGGAAUCCUAGCCACCGAGCUGCGAGCCUUCAUGACAAAGCUCUGCGAUGAGCGCGAUCAUCUCCACCAGAAAUUUACUGGAGCUGAAGCACGUUGCAGACGCGAGCACAACCUCAAUCAAAACAAUCUCAGCAUCAUCGCUAGGCUUGAGGGCAAGAUCCAGGACUUGACUUCGAUGAACAUUCAAACCCAGCGCGAACUCAGUGAAUUUCGAUCUGAAACUUCGGGAACCCAAACCAAGCGUCUCGGUGAAGUCCAUGGGACCCAUCUAGUUGAUCGGGCGCAGACCUUCCAGCACGAGAAUGCACGACUGAGGGAACACAUGAGCGAACUGGAGAAUGAUGCCGCUGUUAUCAAAAAAGAGUUCGCUCAGUUGAUAACUAGUCUGGAUACUACAAAUGCUGGUUUUGGUACCAUUGAAAACUGUCAAGAUGAGCAUGAACAACACAAGUCGGCCACCGUAUUCAAGCCUGCCGGAAUGGCUCACGUACUCUUCAACACGGUGCGCAAGGACGACGAGUUCAUUGCGUACUACCGCAACUGCAGAAGGGCAUAUGUCAAGCACCAUCUUCUCCAUGAGCAGGUUGGGGGUGAGGAUUCGUCACGCCUACAGAAGGAGUUCGCCAGGGUCGAUGGAAUUCGUUGCAUCAAUAUCAGCUACGAGUAA
This is a messenger RNA of Plenodomus lingam JN3, 3972 nucleotides long. RefSeq lists its product as uncharacterized. NCBI's taxonomy places the organism in Eukaryota, Fungi, Ascomycota, Dothideomycetes, Pleosporales, Leptosphaeriaceae. The record is from RefSeq and is a predicted model, not a curated record.